AUUAUAGAAAGACCUCCGGUGUUUAUUUCUCCUUCUCUGUCUUCUUCACCUUGAGACCUCCAAGAGGUUCCUGUGGAGAGCUCUUAAUUCCGGACAGAGAGCCUGCUCUUGUGCUAUUCGCCUGGGAAAAUAACGAUCUUCCUUUCCGCAGUUGGGGAUUAGAAGAGUCGCCCGGAUAGCUCUACCUCCAUUUUCGGUUGUGCCUUCAAAGUGAAAUUAGACAGAUGGGUCACCGAGGUUCAGCAAGCACUUCCAAUAAUAUUGAAAAUCUUUGCAAAGUGCUUUUGCAUGAAGUUCCAGAUAGAACGGAAACUACCUUGGGAAAAGCGAUAUGUAUCUACAAUGUUCCGGCAAACAUUCCUCAAUCAAAACGAGAUGCCUAUACCCCUCAGGUUUUUCUUGUCCUCCAAACACCCAACGGCAAUAUCUAAGGGCACAAUCAUCUAUUGUGAUACAGCAACUAGGCUGGAAGAAGCAGGGGUGAAGUUCAAACAAUUGGAAGAUGAAUGCUUACUUAACAUAAAAGCAUGGAAUGGAGACUCGGGAGGUAAUUCUAUCAAGAAAGGUGAGUUACAUGUUCCAACCAUUGAGAUUAACGAUCGUACUGAAUGUCUGUUACGAAACCUUAUGGCGCUGGAGCAAUGUCAUUUUCCCAAGGAGGCGUACAUCUGCCAGUAUGUUAAAUUCUUGGAUUUGCUUGUGGAUACUGCCGAAGAUGCAGACUUGCUGAUUAAAAGUAAAAUUAUUAGUAAUAGCCUUGGAAAAGGUGCUGCUGUGGCUGAGCUGAUUAACGAACUUUGCAGAGGAAUCGUAGAAGUUUCUUCAUGUAAGAACAAUUAUUCCCUUCUCGCUGAAAAGUUACACGAAUACUCUAAGAGCAAUUAUAACAAGAGCAAAGCCUUCCUCAGAAGACAGUAUUUCAAGAAUGUUUGGAUCGGCACCGGAACUGUUGUUGGAUUGAUCUUCCUGUUCAUCACUUUGCAAGACUUUGUUCGAUCUUUUCUUUAGUACUCAAUGUUGAUUGCUUCAGUGUGUGUAGAAUUCCUUUUUUCCUUUUCUGUAGCUAAUAGAUUUUACUUCAGUUGUUUGAAUGUAAAAAUAAAAGAAUAAUCAUUAGUAUUGUACUUUGUUGUAAUCAACUUUAAGGAAUAUUAUCUAGUGUGUCUAUGUAUUUUUGUAUC
This is a messenger RNA of Populus nigra (black poplar), 1181 nucleotides long. Its product is annotated as putative UPF0481 protein At3g02645. The record is from RefSeq and is a predicted model, not a curated record. Bases 289 to 1008 code for a protein of 239 amino acids. The transcript is spliced from 4 exons. NCBI's taxonomy places the organism in Eukaryota, Viridiplantae, Streptophyta, Magnoliopsida, Malpighiales, Salicaceae.